Messenger RNA from Rotaria sp. Silwood1, 2556 nucleotides. The record is from the annotation of a GenBank genome assembly. Lineage: Eukaryota; Metazoa; Rotifera; Eurotatoria; Philodinida; Philodinidae.
AUGACGACAACAACAAAAGCUGUUCCAACAAAUAAUUCAUUCGAUUUUACACCAGCAAAAUCAUCAACAUCACCAACCACAUGUAUCAUCUGCAAACGUCUUUUAUAUUCAUUUGAAGAAACUCUUGCUUGUCAACUAUGUCAUGGCGCGUAUCAUUGGCGUUGUGUGCAACCUGAAACGAUCUCUCAUUAUGAUGAAAAUACCCUUUUUAUAUGUGGAAAAUGUAAUGAAAGCACAACAACAACAGCAACUAAUCCAUCGUAUCGACUUUCAAAUGGUAGUAUUAAAAUAAAAUCACCUGAUUCAUCCGCAAUCGAUUAUCGAGAUUUUGCAAGUAUACCAUCAAAAUUAAAUACAAUACCAACAAAAGAUACGACUGUUGUCAAUGCUAUUCGAUAUUUUGAAGAAAAGCAACAACAACAACAACAACAACAACAACAGCCACAUACAAUGACUCAAAUAGAUGAAUUCAAUGAGCAUCUUACAUCGCAAGCGAAGGGUCAAUAUAUCGAUGGUAGUAAGACGAAUCGCCAUUAUCAAGAACAACAACAUCGUAUAGGAAGUGACGACGACAACAUGACAAAAGAAAUGUUUCAAGCUCAUUAUCAAUAUACACCACUUAAAGAAUAUGCUGCACUAAGAAAUGAUCCAACGACGAUUGAUACUAAUACAUAUGCUUAUCAAACUCCUCUAUCAACUGAUUCUGAUCGUCAAUUAUCAUCUCGUUAUGGUAUUGGUGUUAGUCUACGUUAUACAGAUCAGGCUUAUGAACCAACAGAAGGUCGUAUUUAUGAAACUCCAUUAAAUAAUUCAACAUCUUUUACAAGUCCAACUAUUGAUAAUAUAACAAUUCAUAAUCGUCCACAACAUUUUACUAGUACUACUAAUUUAAAUGUAAAUGAUACAUUAUCUCGUCGUCAGCAACAACAACAACAAAAUAAUUCUAAAACUUAUUUUACUCAUUCAGCACCUUAUUUAUCUCAAGUUCGUGAUGAUGAUUCAUCAACAUUUAAAUCUUCAUAUCCACAAAAACAACAACAACAAUAUACAGACCGUCAUUCAAUUGUUGGAAGUGACUCAGGUAUUGUUAUAGUUAAACCAAAUCAUCAACAUCAGACAACAGAUGAUAGUCAAGUAGUUGAAAAGAAAUUAACAGAUUUAGUUCAAAAAUUAGGACGACAAAUAGAAACUGAUACACAACAAUUAAGUGAAAAAUUAGAAUCAAAAUUAAAAAAUUUAGAACAUAUGAUUAAUCAACAAACAUUUAUUAUUCGAGAACAAGAUGAAGUUAUUGAACGUUUAAAAACUAAAAUAUUUAAGAUUGAAACAGAACGUGAUCAAUUUCGAGAACGUUUAUCUUUUCAUGAGCAACGUGAACAUGAUGAUAGAAACGAUCAAAUGACAACAGCAAUACAUAAAGCAACAUAUCCGAAAACAUUUGAACAUGAUGAUGAACAACAAACAUUGAAUGAUGCUUCAACGAAUAGAAAAUAUUCCAAUUCAUCAUCAGUUCUUACAGAUCAAAGCAAACGAUCGAGUAAAAAGUCUGCCGCUCCACGAAUCGGUCAUCGUGAAUCAUUUGUUAAUAAUGAAAAUGAAUCAACUCUUGCUAAACUUGUUAAUACUUUUCCAGCUAAUCCAGAUCGACCUGUAUCUGAUUCUUCAACUCCAUCAAUGGCUGCUUUAUUAGCUGCAUCUGUACCUUUAAUAGAAAAACCAGCUGCAACUAAUCGUCUUGAUGAUGUAAUUCAUCAAUCCGAUGCAGACGAUACACCUGAACCAAUAUCAUUGUAUUAUAAUGAACCUGGUGUUCGUCAUCAUGAUUCCAAACAAAUGCCAACCGAACAACAAGAAUCAAUUAUAGAUGUUCGUGAUGAUGACGAUGAUGAACAAAUCGGACGCAUAGUAACAUCUGAUAUGCGACUAGAUCAAUCAGCUUCAUCAUUAUCAUCUCCUGCAGCAUCCAUACAUGCUGAGAAAGAUAAUUUAACACCAAAAAAUAGUUAUACAUUACCUGUUAGAAAUUCUAGUACAUAUCGAAGUUUGGAAUCAUUACCACGUAAAUCAUCUCCAACUGAAGAAGGAUUAAAACCGCCGACUAAAACAUCUUCACUGGAAUUCAAUCAAAAACCGGUGCGAUAUGAUGAUCCAGGUUCAAUCUAUUUUAUACCACAAGAAGCAACUCAUCCAGCUUCACAAUAUCAAGAUGUUGUUAAAGGAUGGCUUCGAAAACAAAAUCGAAGUUCAAUUUUUAAACGAGUUGAACGUUAUUAUUGUGUUUUAUCGAACAAUACACUUUUAAUGCAUAAACAUGAACAUGAUAGAACUCCAUAUAAAGGAGUAAAUCUUAAAGGAGCAAAAGUACUUCAAUAUGAAGAUCAAAAAUAUGGACCGUCUCUUGAAUUAACUUGGUCACCUCGAAACAAUCGUACUAAACAUUAUCACUUAUAUCUAAAUAAUCAACAAGAAGCUCAACAAUGGUUAACUGGUAUUCAAACUGCCAUAAACAAUCUAUCAGACAAGAAUAAAUGGCAACAAUAUCGUAUAAAUGUAUAA